Danaus plexippus (monarch butterfly) is the source of this 2682-nucleotide messenger RNA. Its product is annotated as CD151 antigen-like. Lineage: Eukaryota; Metazoa; Arthropoda; Insecta; Lepidoptera; Nymphalidae. The transcript has a single exon. Gene Ontology annotation, cellular component: membrane. Bases 54 to 818 code for a protein of 254 amino acids. The record is from RefSeq and is a predicted model, not a curated record.
UUUGCAGCGUUUCUCAUUCCACUGCCAACCUUCGAUCACGACACACGACCAUCAUGGGGAAGGAAGAGCUUAUCAAAGGUGUGCUUUAUGUGGUGAAUGUGUUGUACGCGAUAUUCGGUUUGGUAACAGCGGCCACGGGGAUCUGGUUCUUUGUGCAGCUGUCCGAAUUCGUCGCGUUGAGAAAUAGCAACCAUUACCUUUUGGACUACAGGGUGUACUGGCCCCAGGUGGCGCCAUGGCUCUUUAUAUUGUUGGGGUUAUUUGUUAUGAUGGUGGCCUUUUGUGGCUGGUGCGGAACUAACAGGGAGAGCAGGGGUCUCCUGGGUAUAUACGGACUCUUCCUCAUCCUUAUUAUUCUUGGACAAGUGAUCGCGGCCACUCUGAUCUUCGUCUUUGUGGACGGUGAAGAUACUGACCGCUUCAUCAAGGACACCGUAUACGAUGGAUACUACAACUCCCAAUCUAACCCUGACGUAUUCAAGGCUUUUGGAAGAAUCGAAAGGAAGCUAAGAUGCUGCGGCGCUAACGACGCUCGUGAUUACAGAAGCUGGAGGAACGACUUACCAUUGACCUGCUGUCAGGAUAGCUAUUAUAGAGCCACCUGUGACUUUACGGAUAAGGAAGCCAACGAAAGAUUAGGAUGUGCCAAGGUCGCUUCAGUAUAUACGAAGAUAAUAAGCUCCUCGGUCGCCGGUGCCUCAUUGCUUAUCUCCUUAGUGGAGAUAAUGGGAGUUAUAAUGGCGUGGAGAUUGUUUAAUUCAUUGCGGGAGGUGGAACAUUACAUCACGGAGAGAAAAGAGGGUGAAACUGAGUGUUAAUACAGGUAAAGUUUUUUAAUAGUACGAGUCAUGUAGCUUCUAUUGUGUUUGAGUCGAUGCGGUUGAACAGUUUUGGGAUUCUAUUGACUUUAUUGUGUUUAGUGCUGUGUGAAUAGAUUUGAGCCUAUUUUGUAAUGAGCUAUGCCAUUUACUGGACUUUGUAAUGCAAAGAAGCUUUAUUUCCAUUACAUUAAUAACAAACACAAUAUAUUAUUUACGUAUUGAUUAUAAAUAAACCGUCGCAAAAAGUGUUAAAGGGACUAGAAUUACUAAUUUUUUUGCAGCGCUAAUAAAUAUCACAGCGACGUAAUAUAACCACAUAAAGUCAUCAGUUUUGUUGUUUGCGAUGCAUUUUAUAUCGACUCAUUCACAAUUCACGGUGCUAGUACUCCUUUAGUUUAAUACCACCGAUUGUGCGAUAAGCGCUCUUAUAUCAUAAACUAUAAGGCUUGUUUUGCAUCACGAGAUCGAAUUUCCGAAUCGAAACGAAGUCUGAACAAUUUUCUGGCAGGAAAGUUUUUCCAGCGCCGACGCUGUUGGAUAUAAACUUUGUUUUCUUUUGAGAAAUUUAGAAUGUUUAUUUCUAAGUUAGUUUUUCACUCCACGUUACCGAUUUAUAAUUAUAAUUUAAUAUUACUUCCAUAAUAUAGUAAUAUAUUAUAUAUCUUGUUUAUAUCUAUUUUAUGUUAAUGGUUAGUAGAUUGUUCUAAUAAUUGUUCAGUAUUUAUAAACUUAGUAUAUUUUGGCAUAGUUAAGGCGUUAUUUUUCUCAGCUGUAUUUGUUCUGUCAGCCGAAUGGGUAAGGAGUUCACGAACUUAUUAGCGCCGCAGGUCAAAGAUUCAUUUGGAUAAAUUAAUUUCCUCUUUAACUGAAUGAAUCACGCCUGAAUCAUUACAACAGAAUUGUGCAUUUGACCCCUUCCUCCCCCUUCCUCGCGACCCCGCUGUCCUCUACCAAUAUUGUAAUUAUUAUACGUAUGAUUGCAUAAGCUAAGCAUGCGUUAAGAGGGACCAUGAGAAUAAAACGACCUCGUCUUUAAAGCGAGCUUCGCUUACACAAUACACUGAGAUCUACUCUUCAAUUUGAGUACAGGUUUUAUAAAUAGUAGUGAAUCAUUAAAUUCAUUUUUUCUAUAUUUUAAUGAAACACAUGUCCAUUUGAAUGUAUAAUUUUAAAUGAAUGCCUCAGUAAAACAGGCAUUGCGUAUGUUUUACCUCUCAAGGCUGCUAAUCGGUAUGUCGUGUCGAUAGGUUUCGUCACUGAGUUGCGUAAGGCCUCAGAGCUUCUAGAGGACUCAUGGUGUCGAAAUAUUAUCUAGGUCACUAUUGACAGGUGUUUUUAAAUCAGUUUUGCGAAAUAGAAAUGGUGCCAUCGAAUAGGCAGUUUAAUGAAAUGUAAGGUUAUGAUAUGUAUAGAACUAAGUAUAUAGAGGUGCGACCAACUCUAAUUAAGAAAAGAGCCAAUAUUUGUAAAAGUUUUAUAAAAUUAUUACGCCAAUUCGGAUUGCCUAUUAUAAUAAGAUCAAUAUAUUUGUAAAAAUCCGUCUAAAUAAAUUAUUUAAUGUAUAAUUAAGUGAAGUGGAUUUUCCGUCCUUUUUUAAUGAACGCCAUAUUGUUUACAUUUAAAAAUAGAAAACUGUUAUCAUAUGCCAAAGAAAUGUGUACAAAUGUAACGCAUAUCUGAAUUAUAAAAAUAAAUGAAGCUUGCAUGAAAAUAUAUUAAUUGUAAUAUUCUAUACAUACUUAAUCACCACAGAUUUAGUUAAUGUAAGAUAUUUUUUUAUAAAAUAAUUAUUGUAAAGUCAGAAUUAGUCUUAAGGACGUUCAUAAUAAUUUUAUAAAUAGAAUAAAAUUUUAUAUCUGAA